GCCUGGCUCCAGCCUCCCCUGUGCUCCGUGGGGAAGUGGGCUGGGCGAGGGGCGGGAGGGACGCCCCCGCCACCGUUUGAUUCCGCAUCGGUCACUGACCCGCCGGCUCCACCCAGUCUGCUGCUCAGCGCCCCGGAGUCCAGACGUGCCGCCCUGGACCACCACAACACGGUCCGCGGAGUGCAGAGCCGAGUGCUGAGAAGGCAGAGUCUCUUGUCCACAGCACACGAGGCCAGCAACUAGCCACAGCACAACAAGCUGCAAGCAGCCUGCUGCUUUGCCUGCUGGUGCUGCGCUCGCUUUGCGCGGGGGGCCAGCGGUAAGGUGGUCGCAGCGGACCACAGCCCAGCGAGGAGAAGGGCGGUGCAGGCGGUCGCUUUCCUGAUUGCAAGAACAUUCAGAGCACUCGUGCUGCACGAGCGUGUCGCGACGACCAGGAGGUGAUCCGUGCAUUGGAAAACAGUUCCUCUGCAGCGGGAGGCGAUGAGUGCGAAGCAGGCCGAGACUUCGGCGUCUGGAUCAGCCCCACUGCAGGGCCAGCUCACGGGCGGGGACGGACAGCCCUCUAAGUCUGGGUCAGAACCUCUGCAUGGCGAGGUCAAGGAUGUCCAGGACACGAGCGUUCCGGGCAUUGAAAACCUGCCAGACGGGGUACUGGUCCAAAUCUUCCACCAGGUCAGCGACGGAGUCACCUUCCAAGAAGUUCUCCCAGCCGUUUCACAACGGUGGGAGGAAGUGGCGCGUGAAGCCCGUAGGUGGCGAGACCUCACAGACAUCGUGAAGGGCCUCAUGUCCUUGCCGCCCGAAGGUGCUCCAUUCGUCGCUGACUUAUACGUCGAGUUUUUCCUCUGGCCCACUGAACGACGAGUGAUCCCCGAUCGCUGUGUUGUCCGUGAUUUAAGCCGACUACUUGUGUCCGGAAAUCUCUCCAUGGUUGAAGACGAUGUGCCACGAUCCCUACGCCAGGGGUACCUUGAGGCAGUGUGGCGCAGCCGACAUCAACUCAAACGACUGGUCUUGGUAUUGGACAAUACGACAAAAACUGACUUGGGUCAUAGCUCUUUGUUUGUGCUCUCUCACAUGCCCUGUCUUGAGGAGUUAACAGUGAAUGUGGAAGCUGACUUCGUCUACGAGAGUGGUCAACUGAAGCAAGUUCUUCCCAAUCUUAAAAGCUUUGAGGUGGUCGAGAGCGAGACCAGCCCCGUGCACCAUGAUUUGAUCAGAGACCUCUUGGUAGAUGGCCUUGUCAGUGCCAAAUUCCGUCCGGGCUCCCCAGCCAGACCCGCCCUGCUCAUGGCACUGGCAAAGUGCAAGAAACUGACUGAUUUGAACGUUCAUUUUGACUACGCCCCUGUUUUUCGGAGUCUGCCUGCCCUCAAGAGCGUUACCGUUCAUUUGACCUUGGACAGUCCAAUUCCGAUAAAUAUCCUUGAGCAGACCUUUGUCUCGGCGUACACGCCAAGGUUAGAUUACUUGCAUGUGAUAGUCUACUGUAAACUAUGUCCGGUAUGCCAUUCGGCCCUCCACCACGAGUGCCAGAGGAUAUUGAAGGCAGUGGAAAAACUGGGAUGCAAAGGAGGGGCAACAUACUUAGUUUUGUCACAAUUUUGACCAAAUCUUUCUGCAGAGCACAGCAGAUAAAAUUGAAUUAUCAGCAAGACCGACAGAAAUAAGUUGGCAACAGUUGGAGGAGCCUCAAAAAAUAAUGCCAAGGUCUCCAUUGUAUCCAGUGAAUGUCUUACGAUGAAAGGCUGCACCAACAUAUUAUGGUGGAGAUUUUCUCCAU
Messenger RNA from Thrips palmi, 1786 nucleotides. RefSeq lists its product as uncharacterized. Gene Ontology annotation, molecular function: protein binding. The transcript is spliced from 4 exons. The record is from RefSeq and is a predicted model, not a curated record. NCBI's taxonomy places the organism in Eukaryota, Metazoa, Arthropoda, Insecta, Thysanoptera, Thripidae. The coding region runs from base 484 to 1611 and encodes 375 amino acids.